AUGCAGAGCUGUGACCUGGAACAGCAGAGCAUUGUUCACGUUGUUCAGAGACCAGGGAGAAAAAGUCACGAGACACAUGCAUCUGGAGAGGACAAGCCCCACGACACCUCAGGGGGUUCGGUAUGGGCACCCAGGAGCUUGACCAGGGUGGACCUCAGUAGCCAUAUCCUACCAGCAGACUCCGUGGGACUGGCGGUCAUUCUGGAUGCAGACAGCAGGCAUGGUUCAGAAGCAGCCAGAAAUCCAGCAGUCAAACCUACCUACAACAGCUUUUAUGUGUACUGCAAAGGCCCCUGCCACAGAAUCCAGCCUGGAAAGCUCCGAGUUCAGUGCGGCACCUGCAGACAAGCAACACUCACCUUGGCCCAGGGUCCAUCUUGCUGGGAAGAUGUCUUAAUUCCAAACCGGAUGAGUGGCGUGUGCCAAUCUCCAGACUGCCCUGGAACCAGAGCAGAAUUUUUCUUUAAAUGUGGAGCACACCCAACCUCUGACAAGGAUACAUCAGUUGCUUUGAACCUGAUCACCAGUAACAGCCGAAGCAUCACCUGCAUUGCAUGCACAGAUGUCAGGAGCCCUGUCCUGGUCUUCCAGUGUAACCACCGCCACGUGAUCUGCUUGGACUGCUUCCACCUAUACUGUGUCACAAGGCUCAAUGAUCGGCAGUUUGUCCAUGAUGCUCAGCUUGGCUACUCCCUGCCAUGUGUAGCUGGCUGUCCCAACUCCUUGAUUAAAGAGCUCCAUCACUUCAGGAUUCUUGGAGAAAAGCAGUACAAUAGGUACCAGCAGUAUGGCGCCGAGGAGUGCGUGCUGCAGAUGGGCGGCGUGCUGUGCCCCCGGCCUGGCUGCGGAGCUGGGCUGCUGCCUGAACAGGGCCAGAGGAAAGUCACCUGUGAAGGGGGCAAUGGCCUGGGGUGCGGGUUCAUUUUCUGCCGGGACUGUAAGGAAGCAUACCAUGAAGGUGCAUGUGACUCGCUGUUUGAAGCCUCGGGGGCUACUUCUCAGGCCUACAGAGUAGACGAAAGGGCCGCUGAGCAAGCUCGCUGGGAGGAGGCCUCUAAGGAAACCAUCAAGAAGACCACUAAGCCUUGUCCUCGCUGCAAUGUGCCAGUUGAAAAAAAUGGAGGAUGUAUGCACAUGAAGUGUCCACAGCCUCAGUGCAGACUGGAGUGGUGCUGGAACUGCGGCUGUGAGUGGAACCGAGCCUGCAUGGGUGAUCACUGGUUCGACGUGUAGACAGACACUCAGGCACUGCCCCUGACCACACCUCCUUACGGGAAACACGUGGACUCCUGCCUUCUUAGCCAUUUCGUCGUCUCUGGGCAUAUAAGCACAUACAAUGCACACGCACAAACACAGACUGCAAAUUACAGACUCGGCCACUAGAUCCUUUCCACAGGCACCCACGGAAGCCAGCAGCACCCACUAGGCACCCAGUGAGAGGCACUUUCGGGCCUCUGGCAUAUGCAACUAUCCAACACUGGGAAGAGAGUGUAGCCCCUUGUUUUGGAUUUCUCAUCCCAGCAGGAAUCCAGCCCUAGGGAGGGCUUUUCCAGGUUUAAUUUCCCGACUUCACCUUCACUAAAUCCAUGUAGAAGCCUUAGGCGAAGCCACAGCUCUCCAAGGCUGUUGCCACGCUCUGUGUAAAUUAGACUGCCGUGGAAUCUCAAGAGCACACUCGAGAUGUGAGGGACAGUGUUCUUACUCAGCAAUCACCUAUUCCCAGGGGGCCCUCCCCGGCAAUAGUCAAAAAUAUUUGUUUAUCCCCAAGAAUCCUAUCUUUAUAAAUGGUGCUGAUGAGAUGACAGCUCGGCGGCAUACAAAUCAACUUAUCAACCAAGUGAGAAACUGGAAAACAUAAUUUGAAUGCAGACUGUUUAAAUUACAGUGAGGGCAUCAAAGUGGAACCUACUUCCACUCGCUUAAUUACCUGCAACUUUAGAAAGAAAUUACUCUUUUUUUCCUGAAAUUAUUGCAAAGUCUGGAAUUUGGUUUGAAGUAUUCAUAUUGCAGCCUGGAAGUUUAGCCCAUGCAUUUGUCUUCACUGUGAACUUAAUAGAAAAAGUGCCUAUAAAGGGCAUGUUUUUAGAAACAAUCCCAUGAUGCUAUUCCAACGCUAACAGCAGUGCAGGCCGGGUUUAUAUUUAUGGAAUAUUUAUAGAAGCGGCAUUUCUAGAUCAGCCACAUGAGAACAUGCCUGACCCUCCAUCAGAAAGGGAGACACCUCUGUGUACUUACCCCCUAAGUCCCAGGGAGUCCCAUGCACCCAGUGGUCCUACAGGCAGAACCUUUUGCGAAGGACAAUAAACACACUAGAAUAUUCCUUAGGUAAAUACACAUCACAUUUGAAUGUUAAGUUUUCAAGAUUUUAUUUUUUCCUGUUGUGUUUCGUUUGGUUUGGUUUGUGAGGCACUCAUAACACAUAAAGCUGUUUCCACUAGGUACUGUGAGAUGCAGUUUCUACUGCACCCUGUGCACAGGGGUGAGGCGUGGUCUCUGCCUUUCCCUCUCAUUUGAUUUUCUGACUUCUCAGGAGGCUGAGCUGGCAGCUGAGGGUCUCACUGGCCCCUGAGGCCCCUUGGGACUUAAGAGGCCUGAACCUUCUGAAAUCAAUAAGUAGAUACAACCAACAGAAUCCGAUGCUGGUGGGAGAAGAGGCAGUGACCUCAGAAUUUUCAGGUCAUAUCCCAAGAGCACCUGCUCCCCCACCCCAAGCAGCCUCACCCAGAACACUCCCCAGGAGCAGGCUUCCCUCCCCUUCCUCAGAGACACAGUACUGGAACAAGGCAGUAGUGUGAGAGGGGGCCACACAACAUGAACAGCCAGACUUAUCACCAACUGCUAGAAAAUCCAUCCUCUCCUUCAUAAUCCAGGGCUGCCAGACCCAAGUCCAGAAGCCAAAGAUCAGAUGGAAACGAUGCUAUGGUAUCUUGUAGUGUGAGGCGAGGAGAGCAGACCUAAGCCCAUGCUUGCAUCCACCCCCACCAGGACCCAAGAGAGUGUCAUAUGCUGACCCAAAGUGGCAAAGCCACCUGUCCUGCUGCAUGCAGGGUGUUCAUGUCACCCAUCACUGUUCUGUUUGCAACAUUGCUCUUUCCCAUCGCCUCCUUCCACACCCGUGUGCUGUAAUAGGUUUGGGAAGCCAGGACAGGGUUUGCUCUUCUGCUCUGUGUCAGACUCCCUGGAGCUCUGGGGCUCGUCGGCAUGCUCCUUCUUUCUCUUCUUUCUUUCUGGUGAUGGCCUAUGCUUCCUUCAGAAUAGAACAGUGAUUCUUAAAAUAACCUAAAGGAAAAACACCCACAGUGUGUGAGCAUGAGUCAGCCUGUGUUGUGUGAGCAUGAGCAGUGGGAUAAAAUGUGGAUGUCAAAAGAAUGGCAGCCAAACCUUUGCAGAGCAGUCUUUCUUUCUCCGUCAAAUGCAGUAGGGGAUAUCUGAAGACUGUGUCCGUGGUGGUACCCAGACUGUCAAUAAAAGAAUCAAAAGAGUG
This is a messenger RNA of Cricetulus griseus (Chinese hamster), 3484 nucleotides long. NCBI's taxonomy places the organism in Eukaryota, Metazoa, Chordata, Mammalia, Rodentia, Cricetidae. The record is from RefSeq and is a predicted model, not a curated record.